Eurytemora carolleeae is the source of this 1464-nucleotide messenger RNA. RefSeq names its product katanin p60 ATPase-containing subunit A-like 2. Gene Ontology annotation, molecular function: ATP hydrolysis activity; ATP binding. The transcript is spliced from 3 exons. The record is from RefSeq and is a predicted model, not a curated record. Bases 222 to 1421 code for a protein of 399 amino acids. Lineage: Eukaryota; Metazoa; Arthropoda; Copepoda; Calanoida; Temoridae.
CGUUUGUACUAGUCCAACGUUUGUCCUGGUCCAACGUAUGUACUGGUACCGAUUGUAAAACAUUUUUUUCAUUGCAAAUUUCCUGAAAUAUAAUUUAAAGAAUUUAUUUAUGGCAAAACUCCUAGUUCAACCCUUAUAUUGUUAGAUUUAAAUCAUUAAAGUCUUAUCCUUCGUGAUUCUUUAAUCGUGAUAGUUCUUCAGGAUCGUCUUUGCCCUGGGACAUGUUGAACUAUGCAGUUUGUGAUAAUAUUGAUUUAAAUAUUAUCCUGGCAGAGUUCGAGUCCUACCAUCAGGUAAAAUUCAGUAAACGUCCUGAACUAUGUCGGAAGGUGGAGAGAGAAGGAGACGGAAAAGAUUCAAGACGAAGGAAAGUUCAUAAACCUUUAAACCGAGGAAAUUCUCUCCAGACGAAAGAGGGACCUGGAGAACCAACCUUGCUUGGACCCAAACCAGACCUUCAAGUUAAAGGACGGAGUAUGAUGGAGCAGGAUGUUGAGGAGAAAGAGUUAAUAUUCCCUCCCAGUCUGAUGGUUGGGGAGGAGAGCAGGGAGCUGAUCCAGUGGUUGGCCAGGGACGUGAUCACAGACAAACCUGACAUCUCCUGGGAGAGUGUAGUAGGUCACCAGGAUGUGAAGGAGGCUCUGGAGGAGUGUGUCCUCUAUCCUCUACGGUAUCCAACCAUAUUCAACAGUCUCAAGAAGUCUCAGAUGUUUUCAAACUGUGUUAGUUCUAUUCUUCUCUUCGGUCCUCCAGGAACAGGAAAAACAAUGCUGGCGCGAGCAGUAGCGAGUAGAUUCAAUACAACAUUUUUUAAUAUAAGAUGUUCAAGUUUGGCGAGUAAAUGGCGAGGGGACAGUGAGAAAUUAAUUCGCCUCCUGUUCCUUCUAGCGAGGUUAAACUCGCCGGCCACCAUAUUUAUGGACGAGGCGGACGCUAUUCUGAGUGAGCGUGGGACGAGCAACGAACAUGAAGCGAGUCGGAGAUGUAAAGCUGAACUCCUGGUACAGUUGGACGGAUUAGAGAGUCAGGACUCAGCUAACAUUCUUUUCCUGGCUUCAACCAACCUACCCUGGAGUCUAGAUCCAGCUAUACUCCGGAGAUUUAACAAGAAGAUCCUUGUCAACCUACCAGAGGAGGAGGAGAGGUUUAAUAUUAUCUCAAGGUGUCUUGAUACAGAAGUAACAUCUCCUCCUCCACCUGAACAGCUCGCUAAGGUUGCCAAGGAAACUAAGGAUUACUCCGGAUCUGAUCUGACAAUGCUCUGUAGGGAGGGGAUACUAACCGCCAUACGCAAAACGGAGAAGGACGAAUCUCUAGAGAUUUCUCUCGAUAUUCUUCUUCAAGCAAAAGAGAAAGUAAAACCAUCAACGGCUAGCAGAGCCAAGUUUAACGAUUGGAACAAUAAAUUUGGAUCUUGUUAAGUUUGUUAACGACACACCCUAGAAAUAAACAUUAAUAAAAUUA